AUGGCGAACGAACAAAAAGGCCCGUUCGAUCCGUCGAUCGUCAACGAGCAGUAUUAUCACGGUAAGUAUGUCGGAAUUUUUUGGAGUAUUUCAAAUUUUAGGUCUGCUUCCUCGUGAGGACAUCAAAAUAAUGUUGCGUCGCAACGGGGAGUUUCUGUUGCGAACCACGGAGCCCACCAAAGAGGCGACGCGUUCCUACGUGCUCUCCGUCAUGGUAUACCAGGAGAAGGAGGAGAACGGCGUAAGGAUCUUUCUCACAAAAGUUUUUACCUUGCAUCAUGUGCAUUGUCUUUUCUUUGCUAUUUUCAGAUCAAGCACUACGUUAUUCAGAAUCAUCAUGGUCGCUGGUCCAUCGAGAAGUUCGGUUUUGACAGCAUCAAGGCCAUGAUCGAUUACCACAUGAGCAAGGGCGAUUCCAUCUCCAAAGUUUUGAACAAUGUUAUUCUGAAGACCCCGAUUUUGAGACAGAGCUGGGAGUUGGCUCACGAAGACAUUCAAUGUGUCAAAAGGCUGGGUGAGGGAGCAUUUGGUGAGGUUCACAAAGGGACUUUAAAGAAGGGUGGCAAUGUUAUUGAUGUGGCGAUCAAAUUGGCAAAGUUGGAGGCCUUGACCAAGGAGCAGAUCAAGGAGAUUAUGAGAGAGGUAGGAGUGGGUGGAUUUUGAUACAGAUAUUACUUUAUAGGGUGUUCAGAGAAUUGUGGAAAAAACUAUUCAUUAAUGACUUUGCGCUGGGUUGUCCUGUCCGAAAAAAUUUUAUUUUGCAUUUUACAGAAAAGCCUUGGAGUUUUUAGAAUCUAAAUUUUUUUUCUUUUAUCGGCGGAGACUUCCGUAAUCCGCCUUGAAGUCGGCGGAAUGUUUUUUUUUACAAAUGCGGCUGCAAAUCGUUGUGUGAAAAGAAAAUGGGCGGAAAAAGAUCCCCAAGAUAUAACAUGACAUUUACUCCAAAUUUUUAUGAUUUGGUAGAGACAUUUUUUAACUUCGGCGGACAAUUUUUUUUCUUCGACUUUGGAAGGUCAAACCUGGCUAAACCCAAAACCUAUGGCAUCCCUAGUGGCAUGGCGCCUAAAUACGACUUAUUACAUCUUCGGCCAACUGGCGGAUGAAAAACGGCAAUUCGGCGGAGAAAAAAUGGACCCAUUUAAGAAAUUAUGAUGAGAAAACUACAAUUGUCGGUCUUAUACGGCAUUUAUCAACCAAAAUUCUUCUUAUCGGCGGAUGCUAAUUUUCAUAAUUUCUUAAAUGGGUUAAUUUUUUUCGCCGAAUUGCCUUUUCUCAAUCGGCCGAACAUGUAAUAAGUCGUGCUUAGGUGCCAUGCCACUAGGGAUACCAUAUGUUUUGGGUUUAGCCAGGUUUGACCUUCCGAAGUCGAAGAAAAAUCGUCCGCCGAGGUUAAAAAAUGUCUCUACCAAAUCAUAAAAAUUUGGAAUAAGUGUCAUAUUAUAUCUUGGGGAUCUUUUUCCGCCCAUUUUCUUUUCACACAACGAUUUACAGCCGCAUUUGUAAAAAAAAACAACUCCGCCGAAUUCAAGGCGGAUUACGGAAGUCUCCGCCGAUAAAAGAAAAAAAUUUUAGAUUCUGAAAACUCCAAGGCUUUUCUGUAAAAUGCAAAAUAAAAAUUUUUUCGGACUGGACCACCCAGCGCAAAGUUUUUGAUGAAUAGUUUUUUCCACAAUUCUCUGAACACCCUUUAGACAAUUUUUUUAAAAAUAAUGGUAAAUAGUUUUGAACCUCUAAUCUGACGAACAGCUUAUAUAUCACUCUCUAUGCCUCUAAUAUUAUUCCAUGACUUCCAGGCCCGCCUAAUGCGCAACUUUCAUCACGCAAAUGUGGUCCGGUUCUUUGGCGUAGCUGCCGGUCAAGAACCGCUGAUGGUCGUGAUGGAACUGGCCGACUGUGGUUCCCUCGACUCAUUCCUCCAGAAAAAUGAGCAACCCGUUGAGAAGAAGAAUGAAAUGUGUGUCCAGGCCGCAUAUGGAGUGGAGUACCUUCAUGAAAAAAAUGUGAUCCAUCGUGAUUUGGCGGCUAGAAAUUGUCUCUACGGAAAUGGACAGGUCAAGAUAAGUGACUUUGGGUUGACUCGAGAGGGAACGGUCUAUCAGAUGGAUCCACACACGAGAGUGCCGAUUAGAUGGUAAGGGAUUUUUUGGAGGUGUCAUGGAUAAUAUACGCAAUGGUUGUAGGGGCUGAGAUAAGGAUGUGUCAUGGUUCGUAGAUGUGUUUUAACAAUUUUUAUGACGUUUCUUGCCAUUUUACAAACUUAGGAACAUGUAUUUUGCAAAAUGUGAAAGUUGCGAUAUUAAUUUAGGUUCUAGUUAGGUAUACAAAAUACUAAUGUCAAGUUUUUCAUUCAAUUUCUUUCAGGCUGGCUCCAGAGACCCUGCGUGUCUUCAUCUACACUCAGAAGACGGAUGUUUGGGCUUUUGGUAUCAUGUGUUGGGAGAUCUACUCCAAUGGCCAAGAGCCUUAUCCUGGAAUGAGCCCUGGCGAGACUUUUGUCAAGGUAAAUUUAAUUUUUUUUGCUUUUAGGAAAGGUUGUAAGCAGUGAUUGCCACGGUCAAAAUUUCGGCUACGGCUCUUAGCUCCAAGAGCCGGAGCCGAGGCCAAAUUUGCAGCUCCGGCGCCCGGCUCCCACGAAAAAUUUAAAAAGGUCUCCGGCUCCGAAGCGCGGCUCCCGCGCAAAAUUUUUUUUAAAAAUAGAAGUUAUUAGUGCCAGAGAUCAUACACCCAACGUUUUUGCAGCCCAGUCGUAUGCAACACAUUCUUCCCAGUAUUUUCCAAGCAAUUUGGUGUAAUAAGACCAUGAAAUUUUUACUUUUCUGAACGCUGAGAAGCCUGGCUCCGACUUUGGGCUCGGGAGCCGGAGCCAAGAGCCGGCUCUGGAGCCGUGGCAAUCUCUGGUUGUAAGUCAGACUGACAUCGAUGUAUACUGUAAUUUUCAGGUAAAGGAUGAGCAGUAUCGCAUGACUUUACCGCCUUGCACGCCACCUGAAAUGGUCAACUUCAUUACGCAGAAAUGUUGGGCCGAAAACCCGAACGAUCGCUAUUCUAUGCAGGAGUUGGCCCAUAAGUUGGAAAUGUGGUGGAGAGUCCCUCGUCAACCGUAUCAAGGGACACCGGUCGAUAAUUUCGCCCGUAGGGUUAAGAAAAAUAAGAAGAGCUUCCAAAAGGGAUAA
Messenger RNA from Bursaphelenchus xylophilus (pine wood nematode), 3173 nucleotides. The record is from the annotation of a GenBank genome assembly. NCBI's taxonomy places the organism in Eukaryota, Metazoa, Nematoda, Chromadorea, Rhabditida, Aphelenchoididae.